Hippocampus zosterae (dwarf seahorse) is the source of this 2116-nucleotide messenger RNA. Its product is annotated as arylsulfatase G-like. The transcript has 12 exons. The coding region runs from base 289 to 1875 and encodes 528 amino acids. The record is from RefSeq and is a predicted model, not a curated record. Lineage: Eukaryota; Metazoa; Chordata; Actinopteri; Syngnathiformes; Syngnathidae. Gene Ontology annotation, molecular function: arylsulfatase activity.
UCGCCAACAAAGGCGGAAGUAGCUACGUAACAUAAGAAGUAGCUUUUGGGUCAAGACGUAACUCUCUUUUUUCGUAAUUUGCGUGUUAUUUCUGUUGUUUGCAUGCCUCACCCUGGAUUGCAUUGCUCAUCCAGGCAGGUGACUUGCUGCAGUUUUUGUGGAAGCGGAAACCAAAACUUGCUUUUUGUGUUGUUGGAAUCACAACGAUUGAGCUGUACCCAGAAGACUCUUUCGAUUUGGACAAGCAUCUCUUUAUAGGGGUAAGAUUUUACUUUGCUCCGUGACAAAAUGCUGGAGGGAUUGGCCCCGCGGCCUGUGUGUCGGAUGCUGCUGUGCGGCCUGUUUGUCCACCUGGCGUCAAAGCGGGCCGCCGGGGCUCACAACAAGAUGCCCAACUUCAUCCUCAUCCUGGCUGACGAUAUAGGAUGGGGCGACUUGGACGUGAACCACCCCGAGCAGAAGGCCAAAAAUACGCCCAAUCUUAACCUGAUGGCGGAGCAAGGAUUAAGAUUCUCAGACUUCCACUCUCCGGCCUCAACCUGCUCGCCAUCCCGCGCUUCCAUCCUGACCGGCCGCUACGGACUCCGGAACGGGGUCACUCACAAUUUUGCCGUGAGCUCCGUGGCCGGUCUGCCUCUGUCCGAAGUCACCUUGCCGCAGCUCCUGCAGAAGGCGGGUUACUAUACCGCCAUGAUCGGGAAAUGGCAUCUCGGCCAUAAUGGACCAUAUGGCCCAACGAAAAGAGGUUUCGACUACUACUUGGGAAUUCCCUUCAGCAAUGAUAUGGGAUGCACCGACCACCCUGGAUAUGAUAUUCCCCAGUGCCUCGGUUGUGACUCUUCUGGAGGGCAAACCAUGAGAUUGCGGGGGAGUGAGCGCCAACAGACGGACUGCUAUUCCAAAGUGGGCCUUCCUCUGAUGGAAAACAGCCGCGUUGUGGAGCAGCCGCUCAACCUGUGGAAUCUUACGCGACAGUACCGCUCUGCUGCGCUGAGAACCAUGCGCGAGGCGAGAGAGCGAGGACAGCCCUUUUUUCUCUACCUAGCGCUAGCUCACAUGCACGUACCCUUGGCCCCGCCACUCGCCACCCCUUCGCCACCUCACAGCCGAGCGUACGCCGCUAGUCUGCAAGAAAUGGAUCGCCUGGUGGGGUCCAUCCGGAGUGCCUCAAACAAAAAUGAUACGCUCAUCUGGUUCACCGGUGACAACGGUCCUUGGCAGAAGAAGUGCCAGUAUGCGGGAAGUACGGGACCAUUCAAGGGAAAAUGGCAGACCAAAAGAGGUGGGAGUUCAGCUAAGAAGACAACAUGGGAAGGAGGCCACCGAGUGCCGUCGGUAGCCUGCUGGCCCGGUGUGAUCCCUGCAAACACGACUAGUGCCGCCUUGCUCAGCGGGAUGGACAUUUUCCCGACGCUGCUCUCCCUGGCGGGGGUGACGCCACCUUCUGACCGGCGCUACGAUGGCAUGGAUGUUACAAGCGUCCUCCUCGGCGGUGAAAAGACCGGCCACAAGGUCCUCUUCCAUCCUAAUAGUGGCGCCGCAGGGCGGUUUGGUGACUUGCAGACAGUGCGAGCUGGGAAGUACAAAGCUUUCUACAUGACAGGUUCAUCUGAAGCAUGCGGCGGCGACGUAGGGACACAGGAGCUCCACGACCCACCGUUGAUUUUUGACUUGGAGCGUGAUGAGGCCGAAGAAACACCCUUAAAGGUCGGAACACCUGAAUAUCAAGAGACAGCCGAAAGGGUCACCCUCUGGAGGGAGGGGUUGUUAUGGGACAUCGCCACCGACCCAUCCGUGUCCGAGGCCGACUACACCACGGACGACUCGGCCACGCCUUGCUGCGAACCCACGCGGCCCGUUUGUCGUUGCCUCUGACUGGGACGACAGCAGGAAGCCUUCGUGGACAAGAAUGCAGAUGCAAAUUUUGCAGUUUGAAUGGGCACUCGGGAGUCGGUGGGGAGCGCCGUGGUCUUUGGCGGGUACAAUGUCCAGAUGCAAUAAGGAGGCGUGAUGCAAACAAACAAGUAAACAGAAAAAGCGAAGAGGAGCGGGCGGCGAGCACAAGGUCAGAGGGAGACCAGUUGCCUGGCGGAUCAAUAAAGCAAAGAGAAAAAUA